AUCCGGGCUUCCCUACAAAUUUGAGCUUUGCCCUGUCCGCCGGGCGAGGCCUGCCGCGCUGUCCGGGACAACGCGACGCGAGCAGCAUGUUUGUUUACGUCGCGGACUGCCGACGACGGGACGUGGUGUGUGUGUGUACGUGUAUGUGUGUGUGUGGGUGUACGUGUUGUCAAGUCAACGCCAAAUUUAUGUCUAAAUUUUGGCCGCGGCAAGUGCCGAAAACAUGAGUGACCGCCUCGCUCUUCGUCAAUGAGAGACCAUUCAGCCCAGCUCACAUGUCCACGUGGUCUACAAGUUCAGGACGGCGCACAGUAUUUGCCCCUGGUGAAACGCCCCACAUCUGUGGCCAAAAUUUUUCGUGGGACCGAGACCCCUACCACUACGCCAUACCAACGUGAUUUCCCGACCGACUCAAUGAACGCUGCUGAGGAGGGUAGGAUGUCACAGUCUGGAGAUGGAUUGCAUACGCCGGGGUUUCUCUCCUGGCGCAAGCUGCAGCUCUCCCGGGCGAAACUGAAGGCCUCCAGUAAAACAUCUGCUCUUCUGUCCGGCUUUGCAAUGGUUGCAAUGGUUGAAGUACAACUCAGCAAUGACACCAAAGUCCCUCAAGAAAUGCUCAUUGCCUUUGCUGUGUGCACGACACUGUUAGUUGCUGUGCACAUGUUGGCAUUAAUGAUCAGUACCUGUAUACUUCCCAACAUAGAUGCUGUCUGUAAUAUGCAUUCAAUAAGUUUAGUACAUGAAUCUCCUCAUGAAAGACUGCACUGGUACAUUGAAACUGCAUGGGCAUUUUCUACAUUACUGGGACUCCUCUUAUUUCUGUGUGAAAUAGCCAUUCUAUGUUGGGUGAAAUUUUAUGACUUUUCGCAGAUUGCUGCAUGGUCUGCUUGUAUUUUACUUAUUCCCGUCCUCAUAAUUUUUCUUGCCUUUGCAAUACACUUUUAUCGGUCCCUUGUGAGUCAUAAGUAUGAAGUCACAGCUUCGGGCAUCAGAGAAUUAGAACUCUUGAAAGAACAAAUUGAGGCAGGAGAUAUGGAAGGACGGGCAAAUGGCAUCAACAACUUGCUGAACUCAGCCCAGGUUGUUUGAUUGUUAUGUUGUUACAGGAGUGUUUUUUAGGUAUCUUGUAAAAAAUUGACUUAUGUUUAAUAUUAUUUGAAUUUUCCCCCCUCUCCCCAACCUUGAAAAACAAAAUAACCUGUAUCACGUGGUAAGGAAAUACUUCAAUACUGUUAGGUGGCUUUUAAUCAAUCUGAAAUUCAUUGAUUCAUGGUUUUUAUUAAGUCAUGCACUGUUAAUAUUUUGUUUAGUUGGACUGAUGCAUGCAUUCCGGGUUUUUGUUAGUAGGUUAAGAAGGUUUCACUUCCUUUUCUUUACAAAAUCUCCCUUUUUCUUAUUGUUUGUGAAAGGUUAUUUUUUCUGUUCACAAUUUUGUGAUUGAAUUUUUUUGUACCUUUUUUUUUAGUAAUAGUAACUUAAGCUAUGCUGCCACUUCAGAUAGUACAAUGCAUUCUGUUGUGUGGUUGCCUUGUCAGUCCAACAAAUAUAAUAACAAAUAUUUUGGCCUACUAAUUUUUAUUUCCAAUUCAAUUUUAUUUUGGAAUCUUAAAACCUAUCAUAUGUUCCCUUUUACCGGAGAACGAUACUGUUUUGGAGCCUUCUUUAGCACUUAAAAAUCUUUCUUGAAUGAUGCAUUUUGAUUAUGUUAAAGAAAGUUGACGUUGAUAUCUUAAAUGAAGUAUUAGUUGGGCUUUUACGUCAUGUCUUCUUUUAAGUUGACUUGGUUGUGAAGUUUUGAGUUUCUUGCUCUCUUGCUCUUAAUCCUUUAAGUCUUUUCUGUCUUGCCAAAAUAAGUGUUUUGUGUAAUGUUCUGUGGUUUCUAUCAGAGCAAACCUAAAAAGGUUUUAUAUUCUUUUAAUUUGCCAGUUCUUUAAUUGCUUUUCUUUUUGUUGGUACCUUAUUCCCUAGAACCUUCAAUUACUCCUGCAUUUACCUUGAGAAUCUCAUUUGUGUCUUAAUUUCAUAGAUUUUGAAAACGCUUUUUGGUUUGGGUUUGUACAGUGUGUAGAAUGAAUUGAUUUGUUUGGGUGCGGCAUCUCGUACCUUUUUCUUCAACCUGAAGAACUGUUCAAAUGUUGCUCAAAAUUAGUUAGUUUGCCAUGAUUCAAGUCAGUGUCUGCCUAAAUAAUUUUAUUGAUUCUUUUGCAAUAAGUGUAUGUUUGUUCUAUUCAUAAGAGAAUGUAACAGAAGAAGUUAAAUACUGAAUGCGGGAGUAAUUUAGUGACUAUCAGGACAAAAUCCUCGUUGUGUUUCUCUCCAACAGUCAUGUUAACUCAUUCCUGCAUUCCGUUAGUAUGCUUUGAUUUCGAUUCAAACAAUUCAGCAUGGCAAACACCACCUUAGUAUGUUUGACUCACCACAUAAUGAGCAGUCAUGACUAAUUAAUAUUGCUUGCUAAUUUUUUUAAGUUUGGAUCUGUGAUUGAUGUGUUGUUAAAUAGUUUCUUUUUGACUUUGUUUUUAUGUUAAGAGAUUUAUUUUAUUGUAUUCACACUAAAUGUCCAGAACAUUCAAAAUGUUCUUCAUUAUUGUGACACCUCACAGGCCAGAAUAUGUUUUACUUUAUCAUGUCCACACGCAACACAAUUUGCAUCAUGCUUCCAUUCUUCAUUGCAAUGCACCUAGUUAUGCAUCCUUCAAUUUCUUUAUAUUUUAGUCCUUUGUCUCUUUUGAUUUCUUACUAUGUAGUAGUCAACAUGUGUUGACUACAAUUUCACCAAACUCAAAAAUCCUAAUGUUUGGGUACCUGCUGGUAUCUGUCUUUUUAAAAAAAUCUAUUUUUUAUCCCUUGAAAUAGCUGUAGUGUUUUGUCUUGUGUUGUUUUUAUUCUCUUAUUUUCAUUGCAUAGCGUGAUGGUUUGGAGGUACUGUAGUGUAAUGGAGAGUGAGUUUUGUUUUUUAAUUGAUGGCAUGUUGCUCUGAUUGGAUAAAAAAAUUUACUUAUUUUUGUACCAGUAUUAACACUAAGAGCUGCAGAUGGGGUCCAGAUAAAUUAGUUCUUUUUUCCUUUUUCCUUUUGCCAAAUUUUUUUGGACCUUUUAUUCUUUAGAGACUUAGGUUAGUCCUAACUGAAAAGUCUUUCUACUUAACCAAUAGCAAUACAAUAUAAAAUGAAAACUUCUCUUGUGUAUUAAGAAAGAGGUUUGACUGAGACUUGUGUAUGGACUGUUUAAAUGGCUAAGAUUCGGGUGCAUUGUUGGCUUACUAUCCAAACUUCCAUCAGAAAUCUUAAUACCCUAUUGUUUUAAUAAUUGUACUUACCACCAUCAUCAACUAUUUUGAUCCAUAAAUCACCAUACAUUUGUUUUCAUUGUAAUGUGGAAUGCCAAAGAAGCUCAUUGAGCUACACUUCCAUGAAUUUCAUGUGAAUCAUUGCACAAAGAAUUUGCCUGAAUAUUCAAAAUGACUUGAAGUAUACAACUGUGUUAUUGAUGGCACGGCAUUGAUUUUCUAAACAUGGCAGAUGGAUAUCUCUUUCUGUUCAUCUUGUGUUAGUCUAGGACUUUUAUACUUAUUACAUAAUUUAAGUUUCUCAACAUUAUUAAAUGUUUUUUAUUUACAAAACUUAAGCAAACAAGAUUUUUUUCUAUCCAAAGUUUUAUCCAUUCUACCAAAUUAACUGUUUUAUGGACUUAAACAUGUACUGUGAUUGGUAAUAAUAAACUAUCCUAUUGUUUA
Messenger RNA from Thrips palmi, 3736 nucleotides. Its product is annotated as calcium release-activated calcium channel protein 1-like. Gene Ontology annotation, molecular function: store-operated calcium channel activity. The transcript is spliced from 6 exons. Lineage: Eukaryota; Metazoa; Arthropoda; Insecta; Thysanoptera; Thripidae. Gene Ontology annotation, biological process: store-operated calcium entry. Bases 250 to 1089 code for a protein of 279 amino acids. Gene Ontology annotation, cellular component: membrane. The record is from RefSeq and is a predicted model, not a curated record.